AUGCAGGAGCUGCGUCUGCUGUGCCUGGUGGUCCUCGCGGGCCUGGUGCAGGCCUGUCCGGAGCCCUGUGAAUGCGGGGAGAAGUAUGGUUUCCACAUCGCCGACUGUGCCUACCGUGACCUGCAGGCCGUGCCAUCCGGCUUCCCGGCCAACGUGACCACGCUGAGCCUGUCAGCCAACCAGCUGACAAGCCUGCCGGGGGGCGCCUUCAGGGAGGUGCCCCGGCUGCAGUCGCUGUGGCUGGCCCACAACGAGAUCCGCAGUGUGGCCGCGGGUGCCCUGGCCUCUCUGAGCCAACUCAAGAGCCUGGAUCUCAGCCACAAUCUCAUCUCCGACUUUGCCUGGAGCGACCUGCACAGCCUCAGUGCCCUUCAGUUGCUCAAGAUGGACAGCAAUGAGCUGACCUUCAUCCCCCGCGACGCCUUCCGCAGCCUUCGCGCCCUGCGCUCGCUGCAGCUUAACCAUAACCGCCUGCACACACUGGCCGAGGGCACUUUUGCCCCGCUCACUGCACUGUCUCACCUGCAGAUCAACGAUAACCCCUUCGACUGUACCUGCGGCAUUGUGUGGUUCAAGACGUGGGCCCUGACCACGGCCGUGUCCAUCCCAGAGCAGGACAACAUCACCUGCACUUCGCCCCAUGUGCUCAAGGGCACGCGGCUGAACCGCCUGCUGCCGCUGCCCUGCUCCGCUCCCUCGGUACAGCUCACCUACCAGCCCAGCCAGGAUGGGGCCGAGCUGCGUCCGGGCUUUGUGCUGGCACUGCACUGUGACGUGGAUGGGCAGCCGGCCCCCCAACUCCACUGGCACAUCCAGACGCCCGGUGGCACCGUGGAGAUCGCUAGCCCCAACGUGGGUGCCGAUGGGCAUGCCCUGCCUGGUGUCCUGGCAGCCAGCAGCCGCCCGCGCUUCCAAGCCUUUGCCAAUGGCAGCCUGCUCAUCCCUGACUUUGGCAAGCUGGAGGAGGGCACCUACAGCUGCCUGGCCACCAACGAGCUGGGCAGCGCGGAGAGCUCGGUAAAUGUGGCCCUGGCCACACCAGGUGAGGGUGGCGAGGACGCGCUGGGGCGCAGGUUCCAGGGCAAAGCAGCCGAGGGGAAGGUCUGCUACACGGUCGACAACGAGGUGCAGCCGUCAGGGCCAGAGGACAACGUGGUCAUCAUCUACCUCAGCCGCCCCAGGGGCCCCGAGGCUGCAGCAGCAGCAGAAGGGGUCUCUGGGAAGCAGCCCCCUGGCCUGCUUCUGCUGGGCCAGAGCCUCCUCCUCCUCUUCCUUGCUUCCUUCUAG
Molecule: messenger RNA, 1287 nt
Organism: Rangifer tarandus platyrhynchus (Svalbard reindeer)
Lineage: Eukaryota; Metazoa; Chordata; Mammalia; Artiodactyla; Cervidae
Source: the annotation of a GenBank genome assembly